UGUAUGUGUAGACGAACCGUCAAAACGGAAUUCGGUAUAUUAUUCCAAUGCCAUAGUUUGUUGAUAAAAUUAAUAAUGUAAAAUUGUUUGCACAUAUAUUAGCGAUAGUGUUCGUUUAAUUCUUUCUUUCUUUGUUAUUUUUUUUUUGCGAAUUUUAAAUUACGUGACAUAAUUGGUGAAUCAAUGAAUCGGUGAAUGAUAUAGUACUACACCUUUUUAUGACGAAUACACAAAUCGACAAUAAAGAAUGUCGUGUAUAAGAUGCAAAUUUCUUCAACAUAAAUGAUUGCCUGCAGUUCUAUGUUCCUUUUUUUCCGCACAUACUUUUCGAGUUAACUUGACGUAGAACGAUUCUAUGGGAAAGUGUGUUUCGAAGCAGACAGCCAAUUCAAGAUGGGAGUCGGGAAAUUCGGAUUGUAUUGCUGUGUCUGAACGUAGUUUUGUACUAUUGAUCGAAAAUGAGGGUCAAUCAGAAAGCAAAAAAUCUGCUAAAAAGCUGGGUCCGGAGACAAAAGGAACAGCGAUGUCAUUCGGAUUCAAAAAGAAAAUCUACACAACCAGCAAAAAGAAUGGCAAUUCGAUCAAAGCGUCGGAAAAAUUGUCUCAGGAAGAACAAUUUGGACCGAUAAAUACGGACAAUGACUGUGGUGAUGAUAAUGGAAAUCGAGGAGGCGUGGAUGUACUUAGUGAUAGAGAAUCUGGACGAACGACUCCUAGAUUGACACCACCGAGAAAAGAGUCGACUGGUGCACCGUACCGAAGCAUACGUUUUGGUUUUAGACAAGCAAAUGUCGUUCGACCCGCUUCUACGGGACUCAAUCCAAAAAUUACAAAUUGUGACACUGCUCCCAACAACAAUUUCACAAUGAAACCUCGUUCAAAAAGUGAGUGCAGUCCAUUUCGUUCAACGAGUGCAAAUCAAGCGAACAACAAACAAGCAUCGCGAGGCGCUGUCAAUCGUGACAAUCCGAAAAUAAAUGCGUGUUCAACAUCAACGACAGUCAAUAUCACUUAUCAACAUCUACAACAACAACAACAACAGCAACAUCAAUCUAAGAAUAAAAAUAUGCCAGCAAUGCAUCAGCAUCAAACGAAGAGUGCAAACGUUCUCGACUACACAAAUAAACCACCGAAUGGCAGGCAACAGUUAACUAUUGUCAAUACGGGAAUGCACACCAAUGAGAUUGUUCGACCGACUCCAAAGCCCGCUGAAUUCGUUUCUAAAUUUACCUUACACACAUCGAGUCUACCACAACCUCAAUAUCCAGUACCAAUCAGUUUGGCAUCACGAAAUGUAAUGGACACAAAAGUGGCUAAACAUGCAGCUAAUACAACUCGUCGUGGAUUUUUUGCCGGACGUGAUAUAUCCAGUGAUUCCGGCCUAUCUGGCAUGGACAGUUUGGGUCAUGUUUCACCGAAACGAAAUCGUAGCCGGCCACGAAACCUGGAAAUGGUCAUCAACGGACGGCAUAAAUUUGAGGUGCGCGAUCUCGAUGACGAUUUAAUGGAUGAGAAUGUUGUGCCAUUGUCUCUACCAAAAUUGCCGAGCUGUUUCAGUAGCAACAGUCAGCCGGCACCGAUAAGUGGACUACAUCGCAACGAUGAAUCGCCAUCCGAAUCAUGCACCGACGGAAUAAAUUUGUCAUUCAGAAAGUCAUCGCUGACAUCACUUAAUGUGGAAAGUAUUGAGGAGGAAAAGCUUUAUCGCGAUAAUUCGAUGACUGAGAAAGGUGCCAGAAACAGUACGUUUAAAGAAUAUUCGCCGUCGAGCAAGACCUCGUCGCCGGCUAGUUCGCGAGCGUCAUGGUGCAAUGCUGGUGAAAGUAUGGCAAUUAAGGACUGUAGUAGCAUAAGUGUUAGUAGUAGUGAAUCUGUGAAUAACAAGGACAGUGAUUGCAAGACGUUAAGUGUCGAUUUACGAGAAGAGGAUACGAGCAUGGGAAUGGCAUUGGACAAGACAUUGAGCUCCUCGAUUUCACCACCUACCUCGCUGAAAAUCGACACGGGCAUACUGCAACACACAUUCAAAAAUAACAUAAACGAAGAGUUGGCGGUCGCUAUCGAGGACAUGAAGUUUGCGCAAAUAACAGAAGCGGCCGGUGACGAUCUGAUCGAUGAUGAAACGUCACCAAUUGAUAGCUUGAUGAGCAGCUGUGAUUCCGAUGAAAUAAUGACGAAAAAGAAUAAGAAGAAGAUCAACGAUUCGAUCAAGGAAAAGGAUAUCCUCGACGAGUUGCCCAUUUUGGAUAUCAGUUGCCCAUUAUCACCGGUGAGCCCAACACAUGCGUCGAAUUCACUGUCACUGUCGGACGGAGAUGUUGGACGUGAUUUUCUGAUUGACGAUGAGAUUGCCGAUCAGCCAGCGCUGUGUUUCUCGGACAAACGCGAAGUUGAGGCAUCCAAUCCGCAACUGUUUUCACUCACCGACACGCCAACACUAACGGAGAAAGGAUCGUGCGCAUCAAAAAUACAUUCUCAAGCAUCCAAGGUCCACAACAAUAAUUCAUAUGCACCACAGAUCAAACCACGCCAAUCACUUCUCUCGCGAACUGAAUCAUUAGACACUCUGUCUCCGUGUGAAUCUAUCGCUUCCGAUGAUCUUAUGAUGGAUUAUGAUUACAACAGCAGCGUUGACUCUCUGGACAGGAUGUCCCAAUCGAUCCAUGGCAGUGUGUCUGCAUUACAUUCUUUAGACCAUUCUCAAUUGCUGUGCGAAUUGGAUGCCAAAGGACAAAAUGAUACGAUGAAAGAAUGGAAUUCGUUAUUUAAGACUGCUCGUAUGUUGAACCGUGAUUCGAUGACAUCUCAUCUUCCAGCCCGAGCAACACGUCUCCUGAAUCGUUCUCGUGUGCAACAAAGCAAUGCCGGUUCCGACAGUCCCCGGUCGUUAGACAGUUUCCAUCGGCGAACAUCAUCGAAUCGUCCUUCACCGCAAAUGACCCGUGACUCAAACGGUUCGCUAGAUGACAAUAUAAGUGUACAGAAUGAAUCGAUGCGGAAUGUUAUGUUAGACGAUUUACUGGACUUUAAGAAGCAGUUGAUUCGUUUGCGUAAUGUUUUGCAAGAGCCGGAAGGAGAAGAUUUGACGAGUACGGACACUCUCAACCCAUUUGAAAUUAAUGGGCAAUUCUAUGGUUCCGGUGAGCUGAAUAACGACAUUUAUAUUGAAAACAAAGAUCUCUACAACUACUCAAAAGCACAAGACGAUGCAAAGCAGGAGCUACUAGACCUUCGAAGACAGGUUGUUUACCUUCAGAGUCAAAUUGAUGACAAAGAUCGGACGAUUAAAAUUCAACAAAAUCAGAUCGAUAAAUUGGAAAAGGAUGUGGUGAAAUUAGUUUCGGGAACGGGACCUCAGCCGACACAAAAUGUUGAUACAACCAAUACCGCCACACAAACGGAUAGGUUACGGCCGCUAUCAAUUGGUCAAGAUGGAUCGAGCAGGCUUGAAGACGAAGAUUAUGCUGCAAAAGAACCAACCAAUUUACCCAUCAAGCAAACACUUACAAACGGUUCGUCCAAUCAAUUUUCUCUCAAACGAAUGCUUUACCCAUCAGUCAAAACAAUGGGAACUACAGUGGUUACGCAUCACCAAUCAAAUAUUGCACCAAAAUCAAAUGGCAACGUCGGCAAUAAUCAUUUACAACAGCCGGAAAAAGUAAUCUCCCGACGCAUACCGCGAUUGGUCAGAUCACCGAACGUCGACGAUCAUAACAAUAAUAAUAACCUGCUGAACGACAUCACAUCGUACAAAAAUGGACUGAAUGGUUACAACAAUAACAACAACAACGCUACGAACGGGAAAGAAAGCCAUUUGAAAUUACUCGGCCAUCCCAAUAGCCUGCCAAAUGGUGAUGUGAACGAAAAAUCACCGAAACUGUUGCGGAUCAGAAACUCUAGCAUUUUAAAAUCGCCGAAUUUUCGAACGCGGGUGACGAACGGUGAUUUUCCGUAAUUUCUUUUUUUUUCGAUUUGAUGUGAAAGCAGGUCCUUGCAACAUGUUAGUGUAAUUUGACAUACGUUCCUAUUUGUUUUAAGUUUAUUGUGAAUAAUUGGACGUUUAAUUGAACGACGAAUAAUAAGCAUUUCAAUGGGAGAGGUAUACAGGCGACGAAAUGUCAACUCUGGCCUUUUAUUUAUUUUUUAUUUGUGAACUCACUUGACUAUUGAUUAUAUCCAUUCAAGAAACAAUUUUCCUCUGUUUUUGAAUCAUCAGUUUGUAACUUUAAUUUUCAAAUAAAGGACAAAAGGAACGAAAAGACAUCUUUUCAACACAUCAUCUCUGAUGAUUCAUCGGUUAUCGACAUCGACGACGGAAAUAUAAAUAAUGGGACCUCUAGCUAACGUCGUCUUACAUAGCAAAAUACAUGUUAAAACAAAUGAAGUGAAAGAUUUGAAUUCAAUCAAUUGAAAAUACUAAGAUCGAAUCGAGUAAUAGAAUUCGAUUGGGCAAUUCCUUUCAGUUCAUUCAUUCAUUUCAAAUAUUAGUGGCUAUUACAGUACAUUUUGAUGAGUACAAAUCCUUUAAGGUUGACACUGUCGGCUGAGAGAUGAGGAAAUUUCCACUCGACGGAUUUUGAUUGUGCAGCGAAUGAUGUCAGGACUACGGUGGAGUAACUUUGUUUCUCAAUCAGACUAAUAUCUGGCGAUCGAUAAAACCUUGAACAAAUGACAUGAUCAGUUAAGUUAAAACUUCUUGCAAAGUCUAUCGCUCUGUUGUAUCCGAUUGAAAAACUACGUUAUAGGAGUUACGACGUCAAGCAGUGGACAAAUAUGUUGAGUGAAAAUUUAAUUUAUUUUUCAGUUGUCAUCAGUUCUCAGUGAAAUGAAAGGAAUUGCCCUGAACUUAUUGUAAUGAUAGGUAUGCUUGGCCAUCUGUGAAAGGCUAAAUAUAAAUUGAAUAAAUAAUCUGAACGUGCAAUGGAAGAUUUGAAUUCACAAUUUUCGAAUUUUCGUCUUUUUCUAAAUAAAAUUUGGGAUAAUAAAAUCGUUUCUAGGACAAACGAUACAGAGCUGAAUGAAUUUAAUUAAAUAAAUUAAUUAAGAAAAUAGUAUUACCGCAAUGAAGGCUUUAGAAAAGUGGAAGAAAAUUAAUAUAUUUGACCUUUAUUUAUUUAUCAUUGUUGUCAUAUACAUGCAUUACAAAAUAAAUAAAUUAAAA
This is a messenger RNA of Bradysia coprophila, 5161 nucleotides long. RefSeq lists its product as uncharacterized. NCBI's taxonomy places the organism in Eukaryota, Metazoa, Arthropoda, Insecta, Diptera, Sciaridae. The record is from RefSeq and is a predicted model, not a curated record.